UACCAACAGUCCUCUCAGGCUUUUUUCAUGUUUUGCAGACUUGACAAAUAAGCUGGCGGUGACCAGCCUCACAGCUUUGUAUGCACGAGUGGUCCUCUGGUUCUGCUGGUCCCGUCUCCUGCCAGAGGGCUCAGGUGAUGAGAUGCGUUUCUCUAGACCUUUCUACAAUUCUCCUCUGAUUCAGAGCUACUACGUGGCUCAUCGACAGAAACUUGAGUGUUUAUCAAGAGGCAAAUGGGACUCUGACUGCCUGAUGGUCGAUGGGAUGGUUUCCCAGUUCGGAGAGCAAGUUGAGGAGCUGUGGCGGGGGGAUGAAGGCGGAACUGGGAAAUACCCACCUCCUAGUUUACGGGCACUGCUGGAGCUCUAUUUGCUAGAAGGCGUUGAAGAAAGCCACAAACAUGCAAUCACAAUUUACUUGCUGCUAGACAUCACGCAUUCCUCUCCAAAUAAAACAGAAACUUCAGUCGACUCCUUCGCAGCCGCCUUUGCCAUCCCUUUGGGCCUUGUUAAGCUUAUUCAAGGUUUUUGGUUUCUAGACCACAAGGAUUAUGAUAAUUCCCUGGCCCUGCUCUUUGAACCAGCUGCAAUCAAACCUGUGUCGUGGCAAGACGUGAGAAUUCUUCAGUCCCUCAUGUGCCAAGGAGAGCAUGGGCGAGCCCUCACCUACCUGCAGGUGAUGAAGCCACCAUUCGCAAGCAGUCGUGAAGCGCGGCUUUUCCUCACUGUGCUGUUGUCCAAUAGGUGCAUGGCGGAGGCUUGGGGUCUGCUGCAGCAACACACCACUAAGAUAAACGUGGAAGAGCUAUGAAGAGACAUGUAUGACAUCUGUCGGGAGAUGGGACUAGUGGGAGACUUCCUGAAGCUGCCUUUCACAGACUCU
This is a messenger RNA of Phalacrocorax carbo (great cormorant), 883 nucleotides long. NCBI's taxonomy places the organism in Eukaryota, Metazoa, Chordata, Aves, Suliformes, Phalacrocoracidae. The record is from RefSeq and is a predicted model, not a curated record.